Molecule: messenger RNA, 237 nt
Organism: Anisakis simplex (herring worm)
Lineage: Eukaryota; Metazoa; Nematoda; Chromadorea; Rhabditida; Anisakidae
Source: the annotation of a GenBank genome assembly
UUUAGAAGACUCGAAAAAAGGGUGAAUUCAAAUCGCGUCAAUGCAGUCGCACAACAGGAAUUUGGACCUCCUGAUUUGAAAGCUCAACAAGCGGGAGAUAUAACGUUGAAGGCUAGAGCCCAACCCGACUUGCCGCAUCAAAAUGCAGCGGCAGCAGCAGCCUCAAGACAUCGCUACUCAACCGACCAACACCGAACACCCCUCUCAAAAUCAGUCAGUACCAUAACUAAACUCUAA